AUGCCGCCGCCCGCCACUGCCAGCUGCGCCGCCUCCGUGUCCUUGGUGGAGCUCGAUCGCUUCGGCUGGCGGGUGCGCUCUGGCGACUCGCACCUACUGCGCACCCCGCUGGGCAAGCUGCAGGUUCCAGCGAGCCGCGCGUCUGCAAGCGUCAGCCUCGCCGACGCGUCGCCGACGGCGCCGCUCCCCUUCUUCGCCGCGGUCUUCUCCCUCUACUUUGUCGACCUCUCCACAGAGCUCAUCAUCAACGCCGUCGGGUCGCGGGCGCAUGGCUGGAGCCGCGUGCCCGAGGCGCUCCUCGCAGCUCUGGACGCUCUCCUCGUCGUCGUGGCCGCUUGCACCACCUGGCUGCCGGCCGCGCUCUGCACGUGGCGACUGCGCGCCGUGCCGCAUGUCUCGCUCGCCGCGGUCUUCUCCCCUCGCGAGCGGCGCGAGUCCGCCAUGGCCCUCCUCACGCCGUACGUGAAUCGUGAUCGUCCCGCGCUCCCGGCCGUCCCGUCCAGCUUCGUGGCCAUCCUUCUCGUCGUGUGCGGGUUGCUUGGGCGGAAGCCGGAACGGCAGCCGCCCUCUCCUCGGAUCAUAAAGAAUCCGUUUUCACCA
Messenger RNA from Emiliania huxleyi CCMP1516, 600 nucleotides. RefSeq lists its product as hypothetical. NCBI's taxonomy places the organism in Eukaryota, Haptophyta, Isochrysidales, Noelaerhabdaceae. The annotation marks the transcript as partial. The record is from RefSeq and is a predicted model, not a curated record. The transcript is spliced from 4 exons.